GCUGUCUUCCACUGUGAAUCUGCUGUAGUUCACAUUCCCUUGGGAUGGAUCAUCUUUGGGGAGGAGGGGUGGUGGUGGUGAUGGUAUAUAUAACUCUCAACCAAAGAGGGAGAGAGAAAACAGAAGGAAUCGGAAGGGGAAGAAGGAAGGUUCUCUGUCUGUAGACCCCGGAGCACGUUGAACAUGGGCUACCUGUCAGUCGGAAUGCUGCUGUCGGCUGUGGUGUGCUCCCUGUCUGCUGUGAUUGACAGGCACAGAGUCAUUAAAGCCACGAAUUACCUGGAGCAGUUUGGCUACCUGCAGCCGUCACUGGAUCAGCGAGCGAAAGGGUAUCGGGAGGAGGAGAUUUCCGGUGCUCUCAGGGUCUUCCAGAAGGUGACUGACCUGCUUGUGACCGGAAAGGUUGACGAGGCCACCUUGGCAAUGAUGAGACAGCCUCGUUGUGGCGUAGAGGACCCGUUCAACCAAAAAGCCCUCAAAUAUCGAGUGAUGGGCUACUGGCGCACAAAGAACCUGUCCUACCGCAUCUAUAACUACAGCCCUGACAUGGGUCAGGCCAAAACCCGCUUGGCCAUUCGUUCAGCCUUCAAGUACUGGAGUGACGUGUCCCCUCUGACCUUCCGGGAAGUUUCUGGAGGGCGGGCGGACAUCAAGAUCUCUUUCCAUAAGAGAGAUGGGUCUUGCCCCAUCCCAUUUGAUGGGCGAGGUCACAUUCUGGCCCAUGCAGAUGCCCCAGAGUCAGGCUUGGUGCAUUUUGAUGGGGCUGAGUACUGGACUGAAGGAACGCACUACGGGACAAACCUGCGCAUCGUUGCGGCGCACGAGAUCGGCCACGCCCUGGGGCUGGGCCACUCUCAGUACAGCAGCGCUGUCAUGGGGCCGGUCUACCACGGAUACCGUGCCGACUUCCGCCUGCAUCCCGACGACCUGCGAGGGAUACAAGCUCUGUACGGCAAGCCAAAGGCCAGUGCACCAAACCUAGUCCCCCCAGUCGCAGCCCCCUCGGCCGGGAAAGGGGACAAAAAGAUUGACCCCUGCAGUGCCACGCUGGAUGCCGUCAUGCUUGGUCCUUCCAGGAAGACAUAUGCCUUCAGCGACCAGUAUGUGUGGACGGUGUCUGACAAGGGCUACACAAAACCAAUCAGGAUCAGUCUGCUGUGGAAGGACCUAACAGGGAAUCUCGACGCCGCUGUGUACUCCCCAAGAACUGGCAAGACCUACUUUGUAAAAGGGGACAAAUUGUGGAGGCAUACAGGUUACCGUCUGGACCCCGGCUACCCUAAACCAAUCCUCAUUCCCCCCAACGUUGAUGCAGCUCUCUACUUUGAGCCCAACAAAAAAUUGCUGUUCUUUAAGGGCUCUAGUUACUGGCAGUGGGACGAGCUCUCGUCUGCCACUUUCGACACGCGCCCUAAACCCACCAGCGAGCUCUUCUCUGGAGUGCCCUCCUCCCCGGAUGCAGCCCUCACCUGGACCAACAGCAACAUCUACUUCUUCAAGGGAGACAAGUACUGGCGCAUGAACAAAGAGCUGAAAGUGGAGUCUGGGUACCCGCUGAGUAUGACAGAGCACUGGUUGCACUGUGACUAGAGCACCACUAGAGGGCGACGUCUGGAGGGCCUUCCAGCUUCAGGGCACAUUCCACGCAUAUACUUCAUAUGAAGGCGUCAGUUGGACUGAGGACAGGAAGUGCACGAUUGCACACAUCUGGAACACCAUUGUGCUUUUGACACCAUGGUACACCCCAAGACAUAAAUGUUAGAGAACUUACAAUUAAAAUGUGCAGUUAUUCUCAAGGUAGAGUUGUGGCUGCCUGUAGCCUCAGGAUCAAAGAUCCACAGAUGCUGAAACACUGCCCCCUACCUACUCCCAGAUAUUACUGCAGUCCUGGGUUUAGCACCCAAAGGAAACAUACCAACAUCAACAUGAAUGAAUGUGCAGGGCUGUGCAUGUGUAUUCUGAUAAAAUUAAUUCAUACAGUUUCCUUGUAUAUACAUAACUGGUAAUAUCACUAUUACUUUCAAGCAAUAACAAUACAAACAAAUGAAAUGUACAUUCAGAAUCACAGUCAUUCUGUAAAAUUCCUUAAAUUUGCAUCCUGUGACAAUAGAAAACACCAAUAAAAUGUUUUUAAUCAA
Molecule: messenger RNA, 2138 nt
Organism: Anguilla anguilla (European eel)
Lineage: Eukaryota; Metazoa; Chordata; Actinopteri; Anguilliformes; Anguillidae
Product: matrix metalloproteinase-19-like
Exons: 10
Coding region: 184-1590 (468 amino acids)
Biological process (GO): extracellular matrix organization; proteolysis; collagen catabolic process
Cellular component (GO): extracellular matrix
Molecular function (GO): zinc ion binding; metalloendopeptidase activity
Source: RefSeq, a predicted model, not a curated record